UAAUGUUAUAGCUGCUUGGCUAGCUUUGGUUUCAUGAUUGUACUUGGUGCGCGCUAUUAUUCUGUGUUUCGCUUCAUUACAGAGCGCUAUGUCUACUCAAUCGAUUUUUAAGUCGGUGACCCAUGUUAUUUUCGACAUGGAUGGAUUGUUAUUAGACACAGAGAGGCUGUAUACCGAGUCAUUCCAGGAGGUAUGUGACCGGUUUAAUAAGAAAUACACGUGGGACGUGAAGUCUUCAGUGAUGGGGAAGAAAGCUUUGGAUGCUUGCACCAUUAUAAUAGACACCCUGGAAAUACCAAUGACACCAGAGGAAUUUCUCAGUGAGACUAGAAAAAUACAGGAGAGGAUAUUUCCAUCAGCUCAAUUGAUGCCAGGUGUGGAAAAACUCGUCCACCAUCUCUCAAAACACAACGUGCCCAUCGCCGUGGCGACCAGCUCGGCUGGCCCGACGUUUGAGAUGAAGACCAGUCGGCACAAAGCCUUCUUCGACCAGUUCAGCCACAUUGUGCUGGGAGACGACCCCCGUGUGACGAACAGCAAACCUCAGCCUGACUCCUUUCUGGUGUGCGCCGGCCAAUUCGCACCUCCUGCUGUUCCAGCCGAGUGUCUGGUGUUUGAGGACGCUCCCCUGGGCGCGAAGGCUGGCCGGGCGGCUGGCAUGCAGGUGGUCAUGAUCCCGGACGACAACCUGGACCGAGGCCUCACCGAGGACGCCACGCUGGUCCUGAGGACCGUGGAGGAUUUUAAACCGGAGAUGUUCGGCCUGCCGGCUUACGACUGAUCGGAGUGACUCGUGAAUUGGAUUGUUUGCCUGGAAAUCUCAGGUGACACUUUUCCCCAGCGUGGAUGUGUAAUCCAAUAAAGUGGGAGAGCGAAGUCUUCAGCUCUUUCAUCUUCGCUCGUGUUUGCCUGGGCUGUGCGGCUGGAAUCCACAUCUACUUUGUUUCCUGAGAAACCUCUGAAAGGCCUGAACACGAAGCAGAGUCACUGAGUAACCCCCCCCACCCACCCCCCACCCCUGUCUCCGUCUCCCCCAGGCUGCUCAAAUGGGAUUUUCACGACUACAGCAUCCCUACGACCACGUCCACGUUUCAUCAACCUGACCUACAUGCGUCUCUGGCCUUUCAUCCUCAGACCAGGCUAAUCUCUCUGAGGCUUUGGCUCCCCUUACUCAUUCACCCUCCACCGUUUAACUUGUGAUUUACCCCCUGGUGACCUGAAGAGUUUCUAUGUCAGUUUAAAUAAAAUUCGGGGAAAUGUGAA
Esox lucius (northern pike) is the source of this 1263-nucleotide messenger RNA. It is a transcript of the gene pudp, whose product is annotated as pseudouridine 5'-phosphatase. The record is from RefSeq and is a predicted model, not a curated record. The transcript has 5 exons. Bases 89 to 781 code for a protein of 230 amino acids. Lineage: Eukaryota; Metazoa; Chordata; Actinopteri; Esociformes; Esocidae. Gene Ontology annotation, molecular function: phosphatase activity.